Molecule: messenger RNA, 2478 nt
Organism: Chaetomium globosum CBS 148.51
Lineage: Eukaryota; Fungi; Ascomycota; Sordariomycetes; Sordariales; Chaetomiaceae
Product: kinesin heavy chain
Exons: 4
Coding region: 1-2478 (825 amino acids)
Biological process (GO): microtubule-based movement
Molecular function (GO): microtubule binding; ATP binding; microtubule motor activity
Source: RefSeq, a predicted model, not a curated record
AUGUCGAACGCAAAUAGCAUCAAGGUCGUCGCUCGGUUUCGCCCGCAGAAUCGGGUCGAGAUCGAAUCGGGCGGCCAGCCCAUUGUCAGCUUCGAUGGCCAAGAUACGUGUACCGUCGAUUCCCGCGAGGCGCAAGGAAGUUUCACGUUUGACCGCGUGUUCGACAUGUCAUGCAAGCAAUCCGACAUCUUCGAUUUCUCCAUCAAGCCAACCGUCGACGAUAUCCUGAAUGGCUACAAUGGUACCGUUUUCGCCUACGGCCAGACGGGCGCGGGAAAGUCCUACACCAUGAUGGGCUCCAGCAUCGAUGACGACGACGGCAAGGGUGUUAUUCCGCGAAUCGUCGAGCAGAUAUUUGCAAACAUCCUCUCCAGCACGGCGAAUAUCGAGUACACGGUGCGGGUCAGCUACAUGGAAAUCUACAUGGAACGAAUUCGCGACCUGUUGGAGCCACGGAACGACAACCUCCCCGUUCACGAAGAAAAGAACCGCGGGGUGUACGUUAAGGGUCUGCUAGAGAUAUACGUAUCGAGCGUGCAGGAAGUGUUUGAGGUCAUGCGGAGGGGUGGAAACGCGAGAGCAGUGGCUGCGACGAAUAUGAACCAGGAGUCUUCGCGCUCGCACUCCAUCUUCGUCAUUACCAUUACCCAAAAGAACGUCGAGACGGGCUCGGCGAAGAGCGGCCAGCUCUUCCUUGUCGACUUGGCGGGUAGCGAAAAGGUUGGCAAGACAGGCGCCAGCGGUCAGACGCUCGAAGAGGCGAAGAAGAUCAACAAGAGUUUGAGUGCCUUGGGCAUGGUCAUCAACUCGCUGACAGACGGGAAAUCCUCCCAUAUCCCCUAUCGAGACUCGAAACUCACCCGUAUCCUGCAGGAGUCCCUUGGUGGCAACAGCCGGACGACCCUGAUCAUCAACUGUUCUCCCAGUAGUUACAACGAUGCCGAAACACUCAGCACGCUGCGCUUCGGUAUGCGUGCCAAGUCGAUCAAGAAUAAGGCCAAGGUCAACGCCGAACUCAGCCCGGCCGAACUCAAGAUGAUGGUCGCAAAGGCCAAGACGCAAAUCACCACGUUUGAGAGCUAUAUCGUCAACCUCGAGAGCGAAAUACAGUUAUGGCGUGCCGGAGAGACGGUAUCCAAGGACAGGUGGAUAGGGAAGGAUAACGAGAGAUUGGUCAGCGAGUCCAACGAGUUCAAGAUGCAGCUAGAGAGGCUAGCAUUCGAAAACAAGGAGGCGCAGAUCACCAUGGACGGAUUAAAGGACGCCAACGCGGAGUUGACGGCAGAGUUGGACGAGGUAAAACAGCAAAUGCUCGACAUGAAGAUGAAUGCCAAAGAGACCAGCGCGGUCCUAGACGAAAAGGAGAAGAAGAAGGCGGAAAAGAUGGCCAAGAUGAUGGCUGGCUUCGACCUUAGCGGGGACGUCUUCAGCGACAACGAGCGGUCGGUAGCUGACGCCAUCGCGCAAAUAGAUGCUCUGUACGAGAUUAGCUCUACCGGCGAUCCGAUCCCGCCUGAUGAUCUCAAGGCGCUGCGGGAGAAGUUGGUCGAGACACAGGGCUUCGUGCGGCAGGCCGAGCUGUCCGCGUUCAGCGCGGCGUCUAACGAGGCGGAAGCGCGCAAGCGUGCUGAUCUCGAGACCCGGCUAGAGGCUCUCCAGCUCGAGCACGAGGACAUCCUGUCGCGAAACCUAGACGAGGCGGACAAGGAGGAGGUCAAGGCCAUGCUGACAAAGACGCUGUCCGACAAGACGACCACACAGGUCGAGCUGAUCGAGGGCCUCAAGUCGGACCUCACCCUCCGGGCAUCGGAGAACGAGCGGCUCAAGGCGCUUGUUGACGACCUGCAGCGGCGCGUCAAGGCAAACGGGGCGGUACCCAUGGCUAACGGCAAGACGGUGCAGCAGCAGCUAGCCGAGUUUGACGUCAUGAAGAAGAGCCUGAUGCGUGACCUGCAAAACCGAUGCGAGCGCGUGGUCGAGCUCGAGAUCUCGCUCGACGAGACACGCGAGCAGUACAACAACGUGCUGCGCAGCAGCAACAACCGCGCCCAACAGAAGAAGAUGGCCUUCCUCGAGCGCAACCUCGAGCAACUCACCCAGGUGCAGCGCCAGCUAGUCGAGCAAAACUCGGCACUCAAGAAGGAGGUUGCCAUCGCCGAGCGGAAGCUCAUCGCCCGUAACGAGCGCAUCCAGAGCCUCGAAAGCCUGCUUCAGGAAAGCCAGGAGAAGAUGGCACAGGCGAAUCACAAAUUCGAAGUGCAGCUCGCGGCGGUCAAAGAUCGGCUCGAGGCGGCCAAAGCUGGCAGCACGCGCGGGCUCGGUUCUCCCACUGGCAUUGGCGGCUUCAACAUCGGUAGCCGCAUUGCUAAACCGCUUCGUGGCGGCGGCGACUCUACUGCUUCAGCCCACCCCACCAUUGCGAAUCUCCAGAGCCCGCCCGAGAAUAAGAGAUCGAGCUGGUUCUUCCAGAAGUCGUGA